CGUUUAUUACAUCUCGGAAUGCGGCGGCGGGCAGCGCGUUCUAGUGCGGCGGUGGACUCCCCGCCCGACGCGGGACGUGCGCCCCGGCCGCUAGCUCUCGCCGCGCAGCCCGUUCCCCCUCCGCCCUCGCGCCCCUUCUCACCAUGGAGUCCUUGGCUUUACCUCGGCGCCCCGGCCCGGCUCCCUCGGCCGCCGCCGCCCUGGCCGCGGGGCUCGCCCGGCCCCUGUCCGAUGGGCUCAUCAAGUCGCCCAAGCCCCUGAUGAAGAAGCAGGCGGUGAAGCGGCACCAUCACAAGCACAACCUGCGGCACCGCUACGAGUUCCUGGAGACCCUGGGCAAGGGCACCUACGGGAAGGUGAAGAAGGCGCGGGAGAGCUCGGGACGCUUGGUGGCCAUCAAGUCAAUCCGGAAAGACAAAAUUAAAGAUGAGCAAGAUCUGAUGCACAUUCGGCGAGAGAUUGAGAUCAUGUCAUCACUCAGCCACCCACACAUCAUUGCCAUCCAUGAAGUGUUCGAGAACAGCAGCAAGAUUGUGAUCGUCAUGGAGUACGCCAGCCGGGGUGACCUGUAUGACUACGUCAGCGAGCAGCAGCCGCUCAGUGAGCAUGAUGCCCGGCAUUUCUUCCGGCAGAUCGUCUCCGCCGUGCACUACUGCCACCAGAACAGGGUUGUGCAUCGGGAUCUCAAGCUGGAGAACAUCCUCUUAGAUGCCAAUGGGAAUAUCAAGAUUGCUGACUUUGGCCUCUCCAACCUCUACCACCAAGGGAAGUUCCUGCAGACAUUCUGCGGGAGCCCCCUCUAUGCCUCACCCGAAAUCGUCAACGGGAAGCCCUACACGGGCCCAGAGGUGGACAGCUGGUCCCUGGGCGUUCUCCUGUACAUCCUGGUGCAUGGCACCAUGCCCUUUGACGGGCAGGACCAUAAGACGUUGGUGAAACAGAUCAGCGAUGGGGCCUACCGGGAGCCACCUAAGCCCUCUGACGCCUGUGGCCUGAUCCGGUGGCUGUUAAUGGUGAACCCCACCCGCCGAGCCACCCUGGAGGAUGUGGCCAGUCACUGGUGGGUCAACUGGGGCUACAUCACCCGUGUGGGGGAGCAGGAGGCCCUGCACGAGAGCGGGCACCCUGGCAGCGACUCUGGCUGGGCCUCCAUGGCUGACUGGCUCCGGCGGUCCUCCCGCCCCCUCCUGGAGAACGGGGCCAAGGUGCGCAGCUUCUUCAGGCAGCACACCCUGGGGGGUGGGGGCACCAGCCCCGGCCUGGAGCGCCAGCAUUCACUCAAGAAGUCACGCAAAGAGAAUGACAUGGCGCAGCCUCUCCAGGGGGACCCAGCUGAUGACACACCCCCUCGCCCUGGGAGGGGCGCCCUCAGGCUGCCAAAGAGCAUUCUCAAGAAGGCGUCGACCUCCUCAGAGCAGGCACAGGAGGGCCCCGAGGCUGCCCCCGUGCUGCCCAGGAAGGGCAUCCUCAAGCCACCUCGGCAGCGGGAGUCUGGCUAUUACUCUUCCCCUGAGCCCAGCGAGUCUGGGGAGCUCCUGGAUGCCGGAGAUGUGUUUGUGAGCGGGGAGUCCGUGGAGAAGCCCCCUCAAGCCUCGGGGCUGCUGUUGCACCGCAAAGGCAUCCUCAAGCACAACGGCAAGUUCUCCCGCGCGGCCCCGGAGCUCGCGGCCCUGUCCACCUUUGGCUCCUUGGACGAGCUGGCCUCACCUUGCCCUGCAGCCAGGGCCAGCCGCCCCUCGGGGGCUGUGAGUGAGGACAGCAUCCUGUCCAACGAGUCCUUUGACCAGCUGGACUUGCCCGAACGGCUUUCUGAGCCCCCGCUCCGGGGCUGCGUGUCUGUGGACAACCUCAUGGGGCUUGAGGAGCCCCCCGCGGAGGGCCCUGGGAGCAGGGGCCUGAGGGGCUGGUGGCAGGACCCCCUGGGGGAUAGCUGCUUUUCCCUGACAGACUGCCAGGAGGUGACAGAGGCCUACCGCCAGGCACUGGGAGCCUGCUCGAAGCUCAGCUGAGGGGGAAGCACUAGCCCCACUCCGGGCAGGCUCUACGAUGCAGCUGGCUGCACCCUGGGGGAGAGUGCCUUCUCCCCUGCCUCCCAGGACCAGCACCCCAGCCUGAAAGGCUGAGAUGGUGUGCAGUUGAGCCCUGGAGAGGGCUUGAUGUGGGAAGGCGCAAGUGGAGUGUCUCUAGGGUUCGGUGUCUUCAGCCCUGUUGAACCAAACAGAUAGUGGGCAGAGAGAGCAGAGAAGCAGAGGGGAAGGCCUGUGGCCGAGUCCAAACUGCCUGCUUCUUGGGCCCGUGGUAGGACCAGAGCUCUGGAAAGAACCCUGUAUGGGGAAGUGCCCAUGUCCUUCACUGCUAUGAGUACGUGGUGUGUGUGGUGCCUCUUGGCAAGGUGGGGAUGGACUCUGUCCACAUGUGCUUUCUGGUCUCCACUAACCACAAACAGUGAGAGGUGGCAUCCCCUAAUGUGCCCGGGGAAUCCUGGGAACAGUCUUCUAAAGUGGACCCUCCCAUUUAUCCUAGUGGUAAGAGAACACAACCUCUAUUUCCUCAAAGGUUCUCUCCCCUUUCCCAUCCUCCAAACCCGGCGCAAGCCUCCUGGAGCCGCUGCUAUGAAUCUAAAAGACUUGAAAAGGCUCAGGAUGCUAUUGGACUUCAUCUCAAGGGUCCAGAUGCCCCUGGACCCCACCUUAGACCUCAGACUCUGAACUUCUCCAGCCUCCAAGCUGCUCCUGCUACUGAGAACGGAUAUGUCUAUUUCUCUGGGCCUUCAGGACCCUCGAAUGUCAUUAUUUAUUUUUUAGUUUUCAGCUCUGUGUUUUUAAAAAAGUGAAUCUUGCUAUUUUCAAUAAUGUGAACACUGUAUUCUGGGGAAAUCCACUAUGACAUGUAGGUUUUGUGUACAGAAAGGUAUUUUUGCAAUGAUUCCCUACUAGUGGUGGGGCAAUGGAACCUGCAUGUCCCAUCGCACUGCCCUGAGAGGGUCUCUGGGUCCCUCCCUCCACACCCUGGUUCUAUCUACCUUACGGUCCUUCCCUCUUCCCUUUCUCUGUAGCCAGAAAGAACCACUCUAUCAAAAACAAGACGGGUGAUUAGAAAAUAGCCUCUGUUGUCCUAUUUGGGAAGGUGGAGCCUUCUCCCAACACACCCUCCCUGUGCGUUGUCACUGGUGGCGAACAGAGAACCUGCUUAAUAAAAACAUACAACAAAA
Molecule: messenger RNA, 3211 nt
Organism: Manis javanica (Malayan pangolin)
Lineage: Eukaryota; Metazoa; Chordata; Mammalia; Pholidota; Manidae
Gene: NUAK2
Product: NUAK family kinase 2
Biological process (GO): protein phosphorylation; microtubule cytoskeleton organization; intracellular signal transduction
Cellular component (GO): cytoplasm
Molecular function (GO): ATP binding; tau-protein kinase activity
Source: RefSeq, a predicted model, not a curated record